Corythoichthys intestinalis (scribbled pipefish) is the source of this 7059-nucleotide messenger RNA. RefSeq names its product family with sequence similarity 135 member A (gene fam135a). The record is from RefSeq and is a predicted model, not a curated record. The transcript is spliced from 21 exons. Bases 1553 to 5698 code for a protein of 1381 amino acids. Lineage: Eukaryota; Metazoa; Chordata; Actinopteri; Syngnathiformes; Syngnathidae.
GCAUUUUAGAAGCUAAGAUCAGCCUGUUAGCCGUAUAGCUACUUUCUGCUACUUGUCAGUGCAAGAGCAAGCAAUCGUCUUCCAUGCUACACUACCGAGUGAUGUUUAACGUUCUUGUACACUGUUUUGUGAACGUUUGUUUAGCCCACUUGAUAUGUCGUAGGCCUAUAAACGAUUUUUUUAGCAAGAGUCACUCCCCUCUUGAAACAGUCAGGACACCAUUGCUGAGAUUAUUACUCUACUACUUCGUAAACCGUGUCAUGUUAACAGUGCCAAAUGCACUCACAAUUUGUCAUGGUUUUACUCCAGUGCUAAGGUUUCUUUUAAGAUUAAGAAAUUGGCUUCAUCUGCGUUGGCCAUUCUACAUGCGUGUAACCAAUUGUCAAGUUUACUUAGAGACGAGGGCUAUUUUUGCUAACUGUCCUACUUUCGUUCUGGGUUGCCAAGGGUUAUGUUAAUAGUGGGAUGUAAAUUCGAAAUACACAGGAUAAGCAAAUAAAAGCAUGCAUUUGAUUACUGGUAGGAAACGUUCUGGAUAGAAGUAGUUAAUUAUCGGUAAAAGCUAGUCAAUUAGGUAUUAUUUUCACCACGUAAAGUAAACCAUAGUCCACGGGUGGAGAAACCUAUGUCAUUUCAGUUUACAUAUAUUUGAAACAUGUACAAAUUUAAGAAAUUAAAGGUUUUUAGAGUGACCCAGCCAGACCCAAAUCCAUGGUGAAAUCUAUGAGCUGUCCUCACAAAUAACAUACAGUAUUUAGGACUAGUAUUUAUUAAAUUAGCAGAUUUCACUGGGUAACAUUAUGUUGUUUUAGGUGUGAAAGUGCCAAAUCGAACAGAUGUUGUUUUUAACUUAUUUCAGACUACAGAAUCCCAGACUGAUCUCAUUUAUCUCUAUUGAGUCAACUUUUUUUUUUCUUCUUCCCACACCAGAGUUUACCUACUUACUCUGUUGUUACUACUAAAGAUGCACCGAUACUGGUAUCGGCUGGGGGUGCCGAUCCAGCCCGAAAUGGUGGUAUCGGUAUCGGCGAGUACCAACAAAGACGGCACCGAUACCAUUUACCGGUCCAUUAUUAUAACAUUUGACCGCAGCCUUUUUUUCCUCCUGGCGCUUACUACACUGUCUCUGUGUUGUGUGAUGACACGUGACCACCAAGCAGCUAUCGCUAUUGGCCUGCUCCAGACCAAUGAGAGCGGGCCAAUAGCCACUCCUAACCAAUGACAAGGCCGCUUUUUCAUAUGGAGGAAAUGCAAACCAGGAGAAAUGGCGGCGGUUGGGAAGUAUUUCAAAAUAGAAAUCCCGUCGAUUAAAAUCAAUAGCUGCAUACAAGAUUUGCGGCCUGAAAGUUUCGAGAUGUGGAGUUAAAUCGGCCAAUUUCAAUACCUCGAACCUGAUAAAACAUUUGAAGACGAAAUAUAAACGAACACAACGAGUUUGAGCCUGCAAGAGCAGGACUGGUAUCCAGAGGAAGGGCGUUGGACCGGAGCAACAAUCUCUGGCUUUUGCUUGUGUCCCAGAUGAUGUGAAGCAUCAGAUCCUUUAGAGAUCACGAUGACUGAAGUUCAGGCCACGGUGGAGUUCUCGGUGGAGCUCCAUAAAUUUUACAAUGUUGACCUGUUCCAAAGAGGGUUCUACCAGAUUCGUGCCAGUAUGAAGAUUCCACCCCGGGUGCCACACAAAAUUGAAGCCAGUCUUCUUCAUCCAAGCGGUUCUGACCUUGCAUUUCCUGCUUUAGUCCAAGACGAUGUCAUCUCCAGCAAAACGUUUCAGAUUCUGUACAAGAACGAAGAGGUUGUUGUCAAUGAUGUACUCCUCUUCAAAGUCAUGAUGCUUCUGGAUGAAAAAAAGGUGGAAGAGUCUGUCUCUAAUAUGGAUUUCCAGCUCAUCUUGGAUCUGUAUUUCACUGAUGGUGAUUACACACCAGAUGACCCAAGCUCUUUACAGAAUAUCAGCAGCCGCACACUUCGUUUGCACUUAAGCCUUCAGCGAGGCAUCCACCAGCACAUCAAUGUCAUGUUUGACUACUUCCACCUUUCUGUAAUUUCUGUAGCUAUUCAUGCCUCCCUUGUGGCACUACAUCAACCACUCAUCAGUUUUCCUCGGCCAGUAAAGAACACAUGGCUUAAUCGCAAUGCUCCCGUACAAACCAAGGACUCAGUCAUCCCACCUUUAGAGAAUGUGGUGUUUGGCAGCAAUUAUGUCAAACAAGUGUCACCAGAUGGCAGGUCAUUUCUGGUAUCUGACCACUGUGUGCAGCAUGCCCUCAGCCUCCACUAUAACAUGUGUUCCAGUCUCCUACUUGCCUACCAGGGCCUGUUUGAUUACUUCACCAAUCUCACUAAGGACCUGCCAUCCUCCCAUCGUAUGGAACUAGCCAAGCCCAGCAUGCAGGUCCUAUAUGAGCGAGUACUAAGAAGACCCUAUCCUCGAAGUCAAAGGCACGUCUACAUAGAAAAACUUGACUUGGAGGCCCGCCUUGCUGAGUUAUGCGAACAAGUAAAGCAAAAAGCAGAGUCACCUGAUGAGUUGGCAGAACUGGUUAACAUGAAUCUGGCCCAGCUCUGCUCUCUGCUCAUGGCUCUCUGGGGACAGUUUCUUGAGAUCGUUUCCCUGCAGGAGCAAGUUGCUGCACUUCUAGCUGCGGAACACCACACACUAAGAGUGAGGCGGUUUGCUGAGGCUUUCUUCUGUCUCCAACAUCCAAGACAGUCUGCUUUGGCAUAUCAGGAAUUAUAUGCUCACAGUCACCAGCAAAUGACAAAUGCCAUCAAAAGUUCCAGCUACUUUCUAUCUCUGCCUCCACUUCCAGUGGAAUGUGCGGAUUUGGAUGGUGACAUCAGCUCUCUUCCUAUCAUUUUUGAAGAUCAAUACUUAGAUUCUGUGACCGAAGAUCGUGAUGGACCCUGGCUGGGCAUGCACAACACACGAUCUGGUUCAGUGCCAAGUAAAUCCGAUAAAUCUAGUUCCAAGGACUAUGUUGCAGUUACCAGUCUACCACCACCUGAUUCUCAAUGUGCUUCCGGGAAUAAAACCUGGACAGACAGCUUUGAGCCACCCCCAAGAUCAAAAGGAAAAUCGGUCAAACUGAAGAAAAAUUCAAAGAUUGAGAAUUCCAAGAAGCUGAUUAGGCAAGGUUCCAAGGACUCAGUGGUUCUGGUAGGUUAUAAAAACCUUAAAGCUCCUUUUGCUGAUCAGAGCACCAAGUACAAGGAAGGCGAGGCACCCCUGAACUCAGAGGAUCAGGACGUAUUGCAGGUGGACUCCAUUAGUUGUUUAAGGACUAAUGAUAUUUCUUUCUCCGACCCUGAUGCCUCAUCAUCAAACUUUGCAAGGAGUGUGCUUGAUUCUGUUUCUGAUGAUAAUAGAACUUCUACUGCUGCUACUCUUCAGAGAGGCACCGAAACUCUCUCUUUGUGCCAUCAACAAUUGAACAAUGAUGACCAAGUUGACAAUUGUCAUCAAAAACUAAUGCAGUGUUCUGCUGGACCUAAGCAAAUUGAAGUUAAACCAAGUCUCAAGAACCAAGGUGGCAUCGUCACAGUUAUUAGGCCAUGUCAGACUGAUGCGACUAUGGAUAGCAAUAUUCCAGAAAUUGCCCAGGCUGAAUGUUACUCUAAUCUGUCUGAGGUGGAAACAACACAACAGUGCCAGCAUUCCUGUCCGGUUUCGGUACAGGUAAAGAGUGAUUGUAUCAGGCUGCCCGAUGGAGCAGCCCCGAGUGCCUCUUCCCGCCUCUCAGACUCUGGCAUUGAGAGUGAGCCCAGUUCCUUUGCAGCUCAACUUGUUUCAGGGCCACAGAUUGUUCAAGAACUCGCAGUUGAGUCAACUAUGGCUGGCCUGCAGCCAGAGAAAACUACAGUCAGUUGUGCACUCAGACCUGUCCAGCAAAGUAUAGUGCAAGAGCACUGUAAGUUAGCUGAAGUUCUUCACCAAGAAGAUAAUCGUGUUGCCAAAAGAGUUCAGUCAUCGCUCACUUCUAUCAACUCCUUGCCCUCAGACGAUGAGGGUGAAGGUUCCUCUAGGGGAUCAAGUGGAGCUGAUGUAUUCGGCAAAAGGUCUAGUGUUGUGGUACAGGAGCAGAGUGUUGUGUUUUCUGGAGAGGACACAAAUAAACUUGCUGUUGAUGUGGCCUGUCCCCCUGACUCUGAAACGGUAGAUUCCCAGGUGGUAAAAUCUGUUUUCCAAUUGGAAGUAGAAUCCAGCAUUGUUGAUAAUUCUGAUGUGAGACUGGAGGAGGCAUCUUGCCUUGAGACCUCGAAAGGAUCUCGUAGUGAACCCCAAACAGCAUGCCCUUCAAGUAACUCUGCCACUAGUAGCACUGACCUGGUAAAACGAGGCAUGGUAGAGAAUUAUUUCGGCUCAACUUCCAGCACAGAUGCAUCAGAGAUCAGCCCUGUAGAAACUUCUGCGAUCACUCUGGGAAUCCAAACAGGACCUCAGAUUGAGGAGGAUGAGGACGAGAGUGAGCAUGAAAUGAUAGAGAAUGGCUACUACGAGGAAGGAGACGGCUAUGCUUUUCUCAAUGGUGUAGCUGAUGAAGAGCCAGCCAGUAUUGAUGACAUGGCUGGUCAGGAGACACAACUUCUGUUUGAGCAGCUUGGCAUCGACAACAUCCACGAAAAGCAGGAUUCAUCCAAAGCUCCUGUCCGCUGCGAUGUCGCCUCUGGUAGUAUUGGGCAGAGCGCAAGAAGGCGCUAUCCAUCUACCUCAAUGUCUUGUAAUCUAAAGUGGUAUGAAUGUGUUCCUACACCACUGGAGAAAGAGUUCAUCAAGGCUAAGGAAGAAAUGAAGCAAUUGAAACUACCAGGCAUCUUGUACAGUGAAGUGCCAGAGUUGGCAUCCACAGUACCCUACUUCAGUUUGGAAGAAGAUGAAAGCUGUGACGAGGGCAUUCAUCUUAUCAUUUGCGUGCAUGGCCUGGAUGGCAACAGUGCAGACCUCAGAUUAGUGAAGACUUACUUGGAACUUGGGCUCCCUGGUGCUCGCAUUGACUUCCUUAUGUCAGAGCGAAACCAGAAUGAUACCUUUGCUGACUUUGAGUCAAUGACAGACAGGCUGUUGGAUGAAAUAGUCCAGUAUAUUCAAAUUUACAACCUCACUCUUUCAAAAAUAAGUUUUGUGGGUCACUCACUGGGGAACCUGAUAGUCCGCUCUGUACUGACUAGGCCCAGGUUUAAAUGUUACCUGAGCAGGUUACACACCUUUCUUUCCCUAUCUGGACCUCAUUUGGGUACAUUGUACAACAGCUCAGCACUUGUCAACACGGGCCUUUGGUUCAUGCAAAAGUGGAAGAAGUCAGGAUCACUGCUACAGCUGACUUGUCGUGACCACUCAGAUCCUCGACAAACAUUUCUCUAUCAGCUCAGCAAGAAAUCUGGUCUGCAGUUUUUCAAAAAUGUGGUUCUGGUUGGAUCGCUACAGGAUCGCUACGUCCCCUAUCAUUCAGCACGGAUAGAGAUGUGCAAAACUGCAGUAAAGGAUAAACAAACUGGUCCCGUAUAUGCUGAGAUGAUUGAAAAUCUGCUGCUGCCAGUACUCCAGAGCAAAGACUGCAACCUCGUCCGAUAUGAUGUCAUCCAUGCGCUUCCCAACACGGCCAAUUCUCUCAUCGGUCGGGCUGCCCACAUCGCUGUCCUCGAUUCCGAGAUCUUUUUGGAGAAGUUCUUCCUUGUUGCCGCCCUCAAGUUCUUUCAGUAAAUCUGAAUGUGGGCAAGGGAAUGUGGAGCUAAUACCUCACUUCAUCUGAAUUUUUUUUUUACCCAUGACCAUCGUUGGACUACAGACUAAUAGUAUUUACUUUUUACUAAAAUAAGACAUGCAUUAUUAUUUUCUUUCUCUUUCUCUUUGUUCAGAUUUUAUGGAGAAUGUUUUUAUUUUUCUACUGCCGGUGUUGUGUUAAAGUCUGGGGACGGGUAAUGUUUUUCCCAAGUUUUUUUUUUUUCUUUUCAUUGUUAUUUAUUUAUGUUCCUCUAUACAUUAUUCAAUUUAUAUUACCUGUUGAAAUGAAAAUAGAGCUGCUAUGAUGUUAAAAUGGCAAGGCUGCACAUAAUGUCAACAUUUGGAAACCUUUCCCGCCAGUUUUUAAAGACUUUGCAUCCAUUUGCACCACAAUUACAUUUUGCUAGCUUUUGUACAGAAAUGUCAUUUGUACAGGUUGCUUUUGUAUUGACUAUUUUCCAUCCUUUUUAAAAGAAAAGACUGGAUUUUAAAUAGUAAUCUUGUGCUCAGAAUUUGAUGCUUGUGUUUGUUUUUAAUCCUUUAUGCAGCAUUGUGCACACCAACACAGUGUUGGAGAAAAUAAAGCUAGAGCAUAACAUGUUAAGUAAUGUUCAUUGAGCAAAAGCACAUUUGGUUCGUAUCACCUGUUUUAUUGAAAGUAUUUGGUGAUAUUGAGCGAUUGAGUCAACUGGAAAGUAUUGCUUGGAUUUUAAAACAUGUUUAAUGGGUAAAUGUUCAAAUAUUAUUUUUACCAUUAAAAUUGAUCAUUUGAAACCUUACAGUAUUUUGAUUUAAGAUUGUUUAUUACGCACCGGAUAUAGACGGGAGAAAGUGGAUUGGAAACCAUUAGGCUGUCUGUCCAAUAAUACCUGUCUGCGGCCGAUAGCCGUUACAAACAACGCCCACAUAAUGCUACGGUAGAUAUCACAUGUAUAUAGAACCAGAUGCGAAAUGGCAGAGUCGGCGGCCUUAGAACAUGUAUGGAGAACUAGAUGCAAAACGACAAGACUCGCCAGCGUUAGUAAACAGCCACCAUCUUAAAGCAGUAGACUUCUCAGGAAGGCUCUGUUUUAGUGAACCUUCCUUGCGAACCUAAGAAACUUUAUCUAAACUCCUAAAUCGACAAAAUCUUGACUUGAAUCUAACUUUAAAUGAUGAAGCCGUUUUAAAACUUUCAUAUGUCUAAAGUAGACAGAAGGGAACUGAUGCAAUAACGGGAGCAAUUGAUUCACAACAUUAAAUGACUUCCAAACAUUGCAAAGGUUAAAAAGUUGCAAAGGUUUCGGCUUGGACUCACUCGAGCAGAGUCCGAUGGCUAACUGGGGCCCUGGUGGCCAUUU